UCUGCCAGACAGGAACCAUGUAGAUCUCUCCGGAAUGAGCCGUACGGGUUUGGAUCAUAACAUGAGACCCACAGCGCCCUAGUUUAUACCUAGUAACUAUAAUACCAAACGGCCUCCAGUUGCGAAACCGAAUUGGAUUACAGCUUUAGAACAUUCAAAUAGUAUUUUUUAUUUUUUUUAAGAAGAAGACCUGUAACACCACAGAUAAAUCUAAUAAAACAUUUCUUCUUAAAUAGGACUUGGUAAAAAUACUAGAAAUGUUACGGUAGGUAUAAAUAACUUUUUUAAUCCGGACGAGCUGGGCUGAUACCAUAUCCCGAACGAGUUGGGGUAGGAAGCGGGGAAGUAAUAGGAUUUGAUUUAUCAUUCUUUCAACCCCAUCGAAAGAAAAUGGAUAGAAGAGCAAGGGUUUAAGGGGGAAAAUCUUAUAAAACCAGCCUUCACCGUGUUUCUCAUACAAGAUGUCUGAUAUCCAUUUGUAUACCACCCAGACACCGAACGGUGUCAAAAUACCAAUCCUGCUGGAAGAGCUAGGGUUAUCUUACAAGGUUACCGAUAUCGACAUCGCCACCAACGUCCAGAGAGAGCCGUGGUUCUUGGAAAUCAACCCUAAUGGCCGUAUCCCCGCGCUCACUGACACUUUCACCGAUGGCAAGCCCAUCAGGCUAUUUGAAAGUGGUUCUAUUAUGCAGUAUUUGACCGAUAGAUACGACACUGAAUAUAAAGUCUCGUACCCGAGAGGAUCCAGAGAAUAUUACGAAGUAAAUAACUGGCUUAUGUGGCAAAUGGGAGGCCUUGGUCCAAUGCAAGGACAACUGAAUCACUUCAUUCGCUACGCACCGGAGAAGGUCGAGUAUAGCAUCAAACGGUAUAAGAAAGAAGUUCGUCACCUUUACCGAACGCUCGAGACGCAGUUGGAAUCCUCGACAUCUGGCUACUUAGUUGGUGACCGGUGUACAAGCGCGGACAUCGCGUGCUGGGGGUGGGUGGCAACAGCAAAAUGGGGUAGAAUCAAUAUGGAGGAAUUCCCGGCAUUGCAAGAAUGGGUCGAACGGAUGCUGAAGCGUCCAGGUGUCGAGAAGGGCCGCCAUGUCCCGUCCCCUCAUGUGUACGAGACGUAUCAGAUUUUAUCUGACGAGGAAAUGGACCAGCGAGCCGCUCGUUUGAGAGACUGGGUCAAGUCAUCGAUGAAUGAGGAAGCAAAGUAGCGACGUCGUCUUGAUGUUUUUCUUUUAAGAGUCUAUAGUAGAAUUUUCAGUUUCUCAUGCUCCUUUUUGCUCGAAAGUGUUAUGAGAGCUAUCUUUAUCUGGUUUGAUUGGUUAUGAAAUGAUUAUGAGGGUUACUAUACUUAAAGUCAUUCGGAACUAACUAACUAAAUAAUAUUUGGAUAUUUCGUGAUAGUAAGCAUAGAGUGUGGUAUAAUUUGACUGUAUCUCUGCUAUUAGUAAGCUUGGAGUUUGGAG
Daldinia caldariorum is the source of this 1463-nucleotide messenger RNA. RefSeq names its product glutathione S-transferase. The coding region runs from base 462 to 1208 and encodes 248 amino acids. The record is from RefSeq and is a predicted model, not a curated record. The transcript is spliced from 7 exons. NCBI's taxonomy places the organism in Eukaryota, Fungi, Ascomycota, Sordariomycetes, Xylariales, Hypoxylaceae.